AAUCACAUCAGAGAUACUCUCACAACUCUAUCAUUUCAACCAUCUACCCGACAAUUGGACCAUCCAUCCAUACCAGCCUGGCACUCGUCGACCUUGUGACCCCAACCAUCAUGGUCAAGAUGACAGGUUGGCAGACUGGGGCGGUGCUCGGGCCCAUCGUCUCUUACAAGCUGCCUAUACAAUUGCGUUCAUCUGCCUUCUCUGAUUUGAUGAAGUUUUGAAGAUUCAAGUCCACGACAUCAAUUUCAUGUAUGAUGCCGCCAGCACCACAACCGGCAUGUCCAUUACCCUCCCUUUCCAUAAAACUCACCAAACCGGAGACAUCAAACCAUAUUUCCUGUGGGCGUUCCAUCAAUCGGAAGCUCACCUCUCCAAGCCAAUCAGCUGGCUGAUAUGGUAUCUGGUUCGAAAGUCGUCUGAACAGUUCCUGGAAAUGUUCCGAAACAACUUGCUGGACCUCAACAUCGAUCCUGCAGCUUAUGGCACCCACUCUUUUCAGCAGGGAGGCUGCCAGUACCUCCACAUCGAACGACGAUGGCCUCUGAGGAAAAUUUGUGAAUGGGGAGGUUGGAGUCAAGAAUUCACUAACCUCACGAUAGUUAAGUACCUCAUCUCAGUCAACGAUGAUGCGAUGGAGGCCCGCGAAGAUUUUUUCAACCCAAAUCGCUGUCCUGCACUCAAAUGCCCACACUGUGGACGAUCUUGUGCUUGUGCUUGACUAGCGUCUCUCGUUUUGCGGGGGAAUGAUACUCCUUAAUGACAGCUCCAUGUCGGGUACCUGGUUCAUUUGAAUUGGCCAAGUGGUUCCUGAGU
This is a messenger RNA of Pisolithus orientalis, 813 nucleotides long. RefSeq lists its product as uncharacterized. The transcript has 3 exons. Gene Ontology annotation, biological process: DNA recombination; DNA integration. NCBI's taxonomy places the organism in Eukaryota, Fungi, Basidiomycota, Agaricomycetes, Boletales, Pisolithaceae. The coding region runs from base 248 to 718 and encodes 156 amino acids. The record is from RefSeq and is a predicted model, not a curated record. Gene Ontology annotation, molecular function: DNA binding.